Molecule: messenger RNA, 1641 nt
Organism: Erinaceus europaeus (western European hedgehog)
Lineage: Eukaryota; Metazoa; Chordata; Mammalia; Eulipotyphla; Erinaceidae
Product: keratin, type I cytoskeletal 14
Exons: 8
Coding region: 73-1482 (469 amino acids)
Cellular component (GO): keratin filament
Molecular function (GO): structural molecule activity
Source: RefSeq, a predicted model, not a curated record
CUAUCUGAGCACUUCUCUCCUCUUCUGCCAUCACACUCACUUGCUCACUUAUUCACCUCCCUCCUGGGCACCAUGACCACCUGCAGCCGCCAGUUCACCUCCUCUAGCUCCAUGAAGGGCUCCUGUGGCAUUGGCGGUGGUUCCAGCCGCAUGUCUUCCGUCCUGGCUGGAGGGUCCUGCCGGGCCCCCAGUGCCUAUGGGGGCAUGUCUGUCUCCUCCUCCCGCUACUCCUCUGGAGGUGUCUGCGGGAUGGGAGGCGGCUAUGGUGGUGGCUUCAGCAGCAGCAGCUUUGGUGGAGGACUGGGUAGCGGUUUUGGUGGUGGCUUUGGUGGUGGCUUUGGUGGUGGCUUGGGUAGUGGCUUUGGUGGUGGCUUGGGUGGUGGUGAUGGGCUCCUGGUGGGCAGCGAGAAGGUGACCAUGCAGAACCUCAACGACCGCCUGGCCUCCUACCUGGACAAGGUGCGUGCCCUGGAGGAGGCCAACGCCGACCUGGAGGUGAAGAUCCGCGACUGGUACCAGAAGCAGCGACCUGCUGAGACCAAGGACUACAGCCCCUACUUCAAGACCAUUGAGGAUCUGAGGAACAAGAUCCUCACGGCCACUGUGGACAAUGCUAACGUCCUCCUGCAGAUUGAUAAUGCCCGCCUGGCUGCUGAUGACUUCCGCACCAAGUAUGAGACGGAGCUGAACCUGCGCAUGAGUGUGGAGGCCGAUAUCAACGGCCUGCGCAGGGUGCUGGAUGAGCUGACCCUGGCCAGAGCCGACCUGGAGAUGCAGAUCGAGAGCCUCAAGGAAGAGCUGGCCUAUCUCCGAAAGAACCAUGAGGAGGAGAUGAACUCCCUGAGAGGCCAGGUGGGCGGAGAUGUCAAUGUGGAGAUGGACGCUGCUCCUGGCGUGGACCUGAGCCGCAUCCUGAAUGAGAUGCGUGAGCAGUAUGAGAAGAUGGCGGAGAAGAACCGCAAGGAUGCCGAGGACUGGUUCUUCAGCAAGACAGAGGAGCUGAACCGUGAGGUGACCACCAACAGUGAGCUUGUGCAGAGCGGCAAGAGUGAGAUAUCUGAGCUUCGACGCACCGUUCAGAACCUGGAGAUUGAAUUGCAGUCUCAGCUCAGCAUGAAAGCAUCUCUGGAGAACAAUCUGGAGGAGACCAAAGGCCGCUACUGCAUGCAGCUGUCCCAGAUCCAGGACAUGAUUGGCAGUGUGGAGGAGCAGCUGGCGCAGCUGCGCUGUGAGAUGGAGCAGCAGAACCAGGAGUACAAGAUCCUGCUGGACGUGAAGUGCCGUCUGGAGCAGGAGAUCGCCACGUACCGCCGCCUGCUGGAGGGCGAGGAUGCCCAUCUCUCCUCUGCCCAGUUCUCCUCUGGCUCUCAGUCCUCCAGAGACGUGAGCUCUUCCAGUCGCCAGAUCCGCACCAAGGUCAUGGACGUGCAUGAUGGCAAGGUGGUGUCUACCCAUGAGCAGGUCCUUCGUACCAAGAACUAAGGCCACUCAGUAUUGCUCUGAUCUAGCUCAUCCCUCCCCGCGCUGUGUGCACAGAUCUCAGUGGAGGACCCCCUCUAUCGUUCUCCAAGCACACCUGAGCCCUGCAUCACCCAUGACCCUUCCUGGCAUUCAAUAAAGUUCGUUAUCUGAGUUGCACAA